AUGCUUGAGUCAAGUUUGUGGUGUGUGGUAACAGGAUUAAAGUGUAAGUGUACAGAAUGUAGUCAACCACGUCAACCUAACAGUACCUGUACAACAGAUGGUAUAUGUCUAGUGUCUUCUAUACGCAGUAAAAAGACAGGGAAAAUACGAGUGCGACGAUUAUGUAAAGACAAAGAAGAGCUGUUUCCUGACAAUAGACCAAUGUUUUGUGAAGUUAUAGAAAAACAAAAAAGUAAUUUCAAUGUAUAUUGUUGUAAUGAUAGAGAUAUGUGUAAUGCUGAUAUCACACCAGAGUUAGAACCACCGACAAAAACACCUGAAGAAAUAGCAAGAGAAAGAAAGGAAGCAGAUGGUAUCAGCGCUAUGGAAUUGAUGGCUUUUAUAGCAGUACCUAUUGGUCUAGUUUGUAUACUGAUAUUAGUAGCCUUCUUUAUGUUUCAUCACCAUCGUAAGUGUCAGCGAGCAUUCCACCGAAAUGAUGAACACAGUAUCGAAACCAACCCAUUGGUACCGGGCGAACCAGCAUCAUUGAAAGAACUUUAUGAAACCAUGUCUCAUUCUGGCAGUGGUUCGGGUUUACCCAUCUUGGUCCAGAGAACAAUAGCGAGACAGAUCAGGCUAUGUGAGAUAAUUGGUAAAGGGCGGUAUGGGGAAGUCUGGAGAGGGCAUUGGAGAGGAGAGAAUGUGGCUGUAAAGAUUAUUUCAACCAGAGAAGAGAGAUCUUGGUAUAGAGAGGCUGAGAUUUAUCAGACUGUUAUGUUAAGACAUGAGAAUAUACUAGGAUUUAUUGCUGCCGAUAACAAAGAUAAUGGAACGUGGACUCAACUAUGGCUAGUAACAGAUUAUCUGGAGAAUGGUUCGUUGUUUGAUUUCCUCAACCGACAGUCAGUGACUACAACUAGUAUGUUAAAAAUGGCUUUAUCAGCUGCCAGUGGUCUAGCUCAUUUACAUAUGGAAAUUAUUGGUGGAAAUAGAGGUAAACCGGCUAUAGCUCACCGCGAUUUAAAGAGUAAGAAUAUACUAGUAACAGCUAAUGGUACAUGUUGUAUAGCAGAUUUAGGAUUGGCUGUGCGACAUGAUUCCAAGACAGAUUCUGUAGAUAACCCACCUAACAAUAGAGUUGGCACCAAACGCUAUAUGGCGCCAGAAGUCUUGGAUGAAACUAUUAACAUGAAUCAUUUUGAAUCCUUUAAAAGAGCUGAUGUCUAUGCGUUUGGUUUAGUUUUAUGGGAAAUUGCCAGAAGAUGUAAUGUUGGGGGUAUAGCAGAAGAAUAUCAGUUACCAUAUUAUGACAUGGUACCGUCAGACCCAUCAUUAGAAGAUAUGCGUAAAAUAGUAUGUAUAGACAGACAUAGACCAGCCAUACCCAACAGAUGGCAAUCAGAGCCGUUGCGUGUGAUGGCAAGAUUGAUGAAAGAAUGUUGGUAUCAGAAUGCUGCGGCCAGACUAACAGCUUUACGUAUCAGAAAGACAUUAGCCAACUUGUAUUCCUCAGAGGAUACGAAAAUAUGA
Messenger RNA from Lottia gigantea (owl limpet), 1512 nucleotides. RefSeq lists its product as hypothetical. The record is from RefSeq and is a predicted model, not a curated record. NCBI's taxonomy places the organism in Eukaryota, Metazoa, Mollusca, Gastropoda, Lottiidae. The transcript is spliced from 10 exons. The coding region runs from base 1 to 1512 and encodes 503 amino acids. Gene Ontology annotation, cellular component: plasma membrane; activin receptor complex. Gene Ontology annotation, biological process: activin receptor signaling pathway; cellular response to growth factor stimulus; nervous system development. Gene Ontology annotation, molecular function: activin receptor activity, type I; activin binding; ATP binding.